Colletotrichum orchidophilum is the source of this 411-nucleotide messenger RNA. RefSeq lists its product as uncharacterized. Lineage: Eukaryota; Fungi; Ascomycota; Sordariomycetes; Glomerellales; Glomerellaceae. The transcript is spliced from 2 exons. The record is from RefSeq and is a predicted model, not a curated record. Bases 1 to 411 code for a protein of 136 amino acids.
AUGCACGCCAGAACACCCGGACUGCAUGAAAAACAUGCCCGCCGUCCCCGGGUCGCAGACCUCUCUGAGUUGUUUCGACACGUCAGUAACGCUGUGUUUCGGUAUAGCUCUCGGCCAACCAAAGUAUCGUCUACCUCUCAAGAACAGAGUGGGCUCCAGGGACCGGUGGGCCAUGCAUCAGAUCUGUUCCGCUGGCCAACCUACCCUGAUAGACGGCAACUACCUACCCGCAAUCUUCCUAGCAGCAGUAGUGGCGGCAGCUCUGCAAACACAUGCCGCAUCUCGUUAUCUCAUGUGAAAAUCACCAGCCGCUUGGCUAGCCAGCUGUCAACCACCGUUGAAACGAACCAUUUCCAAGCAGGUCGACCGGCUGAAGUAGGCCGGGGCCUCAAAGCUGUUCUCUGGCUUUGA